This is a messenger RNA of Sinocyclocheilus grahami, 689 nucleotides long. RefSeq names its product zinc finger BED domain-containing protein 1-like. The transcript has 2 exons. Gene Ontology annotation, molecular function: protein dimerization activity. The coding region runs from base 123 to 689 and encodes 188 amino acids. The record is from RefSeq and is a predicted model, not a curated record. Lineage: Eukaryota; Metazoa; Chordata; Actinopteri; Cypriniformes; Cyprinidae.
AGAAGACAGUUACAGCGUCCUCUGUUAAACCAGUCCUACGGUUAUUAUCUGAGGAUAUUUUGCUCCCAACCGAGGAAGACACGGAGUUGACGCGCAACCUAAAAAGAAAAAUAGUUAGCAUCAUGGAAGACAAAUAUAGUGCACCUGCAACACAGCAACUGUUGGCAAAGGCCACAUUAAUUGAUCCAAGAUACAGGGACAUCAACCCCGGAGAUGACGUUAAAGAUGUGCUCCUGGAGGAGAUGCUGGCAAUGCCCGAUGAGCGGAGUGAUGGCGGGGAUGGAGAAGGUGCCAUGCGUACCUCGGCGGCUGGAGAGGGAGAAGGAAGUGCACCAUCGCCUCCAGAAAAAAAAAAGAAUUUUGCAGACCUGCUUGGAAAGAGAAAAGCACAGUCCUCCAAUCCGGUCCCAAAAAGAAUCCGUGCAGACACUGAAGUCGCAAGGUAUUUGCAGGAGGAAGCCCUCGAUCUGCACUCUGAUCCGCUUGCCUGGUGGCGGGAUAAUCAGGCUCGAUUGCUUCUUCUUUCGAAAGUUGCCAGAAAAUAUAUGACUAUAUGCGCUACGAGCGCUCCCUCGGAGCGUGUAUUCAGUGCGGAAGGCAACAUUGUCACUCCGUUAAGAUCUUCUCUGAAACCAGACAAAGUGAACAUGUUGGUUUUCCUGGCAAGAAACUCGAAGACCGAAAAAUAA